Messenger RNA from Bacillus rossius redtenbacheri, 3861 nucleotides. RefSeq names its product stromal cell-derived factor 2. NCBI's taxonomy places the organism in Eukaryota, Metazoa, Arthropoda, Insecta, Phasmatodea, Bacillidae. The transcript is spliced from 5 exons. Bases 127 to 777 code for a protein of 216 amino acids. The record is from RefSeq and is a predicted model, not a curated record.
GUGUUUAAGUCUACGGCUGCUACUGGUUGGGUUGCAGGCUUCAACCCCUUCAACCAAUCGCCUUUUGUUACGUAUUUCGUCUGUUCACAUUUGUUUUGACGUUGGUCGUCGGGUUUUUACUUCACAAUGUUACAGUGCGUUAAUUUAAUAAUUUGUAUGGUUUGUUUUGUGUUGAUGGGAACAGUGGAAGGCAGAGGAAACCAGUACGUCACAUGUGGAUCUGUAAUAAAACUUCUGAAUGUUGGUUACAAAGUUCGGCUUCACUCUCAUGAUGUUAAAUAUGGCACUGGAAGUGGUCAACAGUCGGUGACAGGAAUUAGUAUACAAGAAGAUGUCAACUCAUACUGGGAAGUAAAGGCUGAAACUAAAAAGCAUUGUAACCGAGGCGAACCUAUCAAGUGCAGGGAGGUGAUAAGGCUACAGCACCUGGGGACGUCCAAGAACCUCCACUCACAUUACUUCUCCUCGCCGCUCACCGCCAACCAGGAGAUAUCUGCCUACGGGGAUGACCGAGGGGAGGGCGACACCGGGGACCACUGGAUGGUGGUGUGCAGCGGCGAGUACUGGGACCGAGAACAGCCGGUCAUGCUGAAGCACGUGGACACCGAUGCGUAUUUGUCGGCGACUGGUAGAUCAUAUGGCCAUCCAAUAAAUGGCCAAGUUGAAAUAGCUGGCAUUUCAUCGUCGUCGUCGAACAACGUUCAGUGGCAAGUGAAAGAAGGGGUUUUCAUUCAUCCUAGCGAAUUCAACACUCAUCACGUCCACACUGAAUUGUAGCAAGAAGUCUGUUGAGAUUUUUUAAAUACCUACUUUUGAAUGGGUAGGAGUUGCGUGAAAUGUUUAUUUGGUGUAUGAGCCGUGUUCAAAGUAUCAAAAUUAGUUUUGUUUAAAAUUUGGAUGUGUAUUAUUUAUUAGUUAUUAACGAAAGAGCCAAAAUAGUUUAACUAUUAUUGCUCAUGUUUAAAUGGAUAUUGAAAGGCACCUCAAAAAAAAACAUACAAAUUACUAUUACUACUAUGUUGAUCAUUCCUUAGGAAGGAAUGUAUAUUGCAGCGUAGCAGCAUAGCUGCAGCAUUGUCAUCUUUGGUAACAGUAUUUUUGUGUGUUUUAUUGUUUUUUGAGCAUAUUUUAGUUAUCAAACAAUAUUUUGACUCUGAAAGGCUGUAUUUUUAUGUGAAAUUAGGAUAAUUAUUUCUAAAAUUAUUUUGAAUGUAACAAUGAAGUUUUAAUCACUUCCUAUUUAGUUCUAUUCAUAAUAUUGUUUAUGAGCGUAAGUGUUAUCCACAUUGCUGCAGUGUGUUUUGUAUAUUUAUUGAAUAUAUAGUUUUGAAACCAAUAUUUGUUGAUCACUACAAACUACUUGCGGUUCAUUCGCUUUAAAUAUUCGUCAUGAAAACUAGUUUUAGAAGGGUGGGUCCUUUUCCAUGUAAAAUGAAUGAAUUUUUUGUGGUAAUUAUUAGUUAAAUAUUGGUUUUUGAAACUUCAGCAUAUUUGUAGAUUUCGGUAGACUUAUUAUUGAAUGAGGUAGAUCAAGUUAAUAGGCUAAUAUCACCUGUGAUCACGUCAUGCGCCUGGGGGUUAAAGAUAGAUCUUGAGCAAGGGUCAAACUCCAGCCAAUUACAGUUGAGCAGCAUUUUUUUCCUCUCCUCACAUUUGCAUAUGUUUUCGUGACAGAUCAGCAUCUUCCUGCAGUGAGAGUUGAUUGCGUGCUGCCAUGUUUGUUGUUAGCAAGCCUUACAGAACAGAGUAUGAAAUAGUAUGUCUGCAUGUUGAAAGAGGCCUGCAAAGAUUUGUUAGUUUCAAGUGUUGUUGGGGUCGAACUUAAGAGUUUAUGAGAGUGGAAAACGUGGCUGACAUUGCAGUGAGCCAUUGGGUGUUCAGGGUGCAGCCAGUUUUCCCCCAUCCACUCAAUUCGUCACUGCUCCAUUCACCUCUCAUCACGUCUCGUCUCCAACAACCUUGACAUGAGACGUUUAGUCCUUAUUCAUUUGUUUGUGGAUGAAGAUGCUGGUCCAGUUAACAAAAUUUAUAAUUAUGCUCCCACGUGAAAUGUUUUUUUCAGCAAUGUGUAGGCAUAUCUCUAUAUUUAUUGAUGUUUAACAGUCAUGUGCCUAAAAUUCCUGUGUUUGUGUUAAUGUGUAGAUUUAUUAUUCAGUAUUAGGGGCAUGUAUUUUCUGCGAAAAGAUUUCGAGACUAUCUGAGAGUUAAAACACUGUAGCAUCGUCUGUGUUUUGUGAUUGGGAGAAUUUCUUUCGUCUACUGUUAGAACACCAAUCACAGUAAUUCAUUGUGGAAGCAGAUGCAUCCUGAUUGGCAUGGUCAAACAAGGCAAUGGCUUCUCUUGCACAUGGCUGCCAAUUACAAGGAAGAAACCGCUGGCCCAGGCGCACCAAUUUGCAGUCUAAUGGGCAUUCAUUUUUUUUUUCAUGAAAAAUGCUUGGCUCUAUGCCUUGGUCUUUGGCUUUGUCGACAGGUCAGAAAUGGUUUUAAAUUCUGUACGAAUAUCAUAAGGAUUAGCUUCAAGCUCUUUUUUAUGUAUAUUAUCCUGUCUAGUUUAAUGAGUAUAUUUGAAUUGUUAACUGUGGCCAUACAAAAUUCUAUUAGAUUUUGUUCUGUAAGCCAUGCUGACAAUGCUUCAUUGACCUUGCAUCAUUUAGCAUCAUCAAUGAGUAAGAGUCUACUGAUUCUUAAAUGCCACCAGAUUGUUAGAUUUUCAUGCUUAUGACAUAUGCUGGGCCACUCUGAUGUGUUUUCCUCUUGUGUUAGUUUUGUAAGGAACGAAACAAUUGUCCUUCCUUGAAUGUGAGAUAACCAUAUAAUAAUUAAUAGUAACGCUGCAAGUUAAUCUUAAGUAAAUGGUUCUUUUUAAGGAAUCAUCUCACAAAUUAUUUUUCAAAUAUCCUGUGGAAAUUAAAUGGAAAACAAAUUGCUGUACUUUUAUUACUCGGUGGGUCGCAAACUAUUGGCUGCUUUUGAAUUCCUUCUAGGUUUGGUUUCACCCUUCAUAUUCAAUUUUUUUGUUUUUCGAUCAUUGCAUAUUUGCGUAAAUAAAUUUAUUGAUGAUUAGGUUAUAGAAGCUAUUAAGUAUGUUUUAACCAGACAUAUAAACUCAGAAACGGAACUUUUAGUGAGUGACCAUGAUACAAUUAGUUAAAAAAAAAUUAGAAUUUGACUGAACUGACUUUUAAAAAGGGCAGAAAAAUAGUUGCACAUAUCUGGCGAUAUUCGAUACACGGAACACAAUGCAGUGUUUAUGUAAUGGAAGAUGGUGAGAAAUUGUCACGGAUAAAAAAUUAUGGCACCUGUAAAUGAGGUAACAAGCAUGGGAGAUGAAACCAAGCCUUUAAAGGACCCUUUGGCCUGAAUGACCCUAAAAAAAAUUAAUCUUAAAGGAUGUUUGCUAUUUUUGUUGAUCUUUCGAAUAGUUGAAAGAAUCCUUGCAGAAUCCAAAAUGCAGCCUUAUGUGAAAGGACAAGUCACUCUUGACCUUACAGCAACCUUGUAGUUUUUAAGGGGAUUGUGGUGUUCUCUUUAGUAGAAGUGUGACAAUAGUCGGUAGUUGAACCAGCUUUGAAACAUGUACAAAUUAAAAAUUGCUUGUAAAUAAAUUUGUGAAGAAUCUGUGAGAUGAACAGAUAUCCACAAAAAAUGUACAUACUUGCUAGUUUCUCACGAAAUGCUACAUUUAAAUGAAAGGAGCCAUUGGUUAAGGUUGCAUCUGUAAAGGAAGCACCAUUACUAUUGGGAAACAGCCAUGGUUUUUAAUUUACUUACAAAAAAUUUAAGUGUUUUUAAACUGUUACUUUUUUUUUUUGUAAACCUCAAGCCAAAGAGUAAAUGAUUAAAAUUUGUUCGCCUGUA